Messenger RNA from Schistocerca gregaria, 876 nucleotides. RefSeq names its product translation initiation factor IF-2-like. Bases 1 to 876 code for a protein of 291 amino acids. NCBI's taxonomy places the organism in Eukaryota, Metazoa, Arthropoda, Insecta, Orthoptera, Acrididae. The record is from RefSeq and is a predicted model, not a curated record. The transcript is spliced from 5 exons.
AUGGCUGAUAGCAGCAGUUAUGAUGUUGACCCAGGUUUCGAUAAAGUUGAGGAGCUUCAGAACAGCAAGGAGUUACUUGGAUUGCAUCAUGAGCCCGGCCUGUCGUGUGUGGACCAGUUUCUGCACGCGCAUGUGGCUGCGGCGGCGGGGGCUGUGGGGGCGGCGGAGGCCGCGGUUGUGAAGCGUGUGCGCGUGUCGCAGACGCGGGAUUCGAGUCACGCGCCGCCGCCCCCGCCCCCGCCACCUCCGCCUCCGGCCCCGUGGACACCCCUCAGAAACUUGUUACGGUCGCCCGCCGGUGGCGCCAGAGGCACUGAUUGGCUUACCGCGCGACGCGCCGCCCCCGCUAACGAGGCGGCAGCCGAGGUUCCACGCACCACCCCCGCCAACCCGCGCCGGGCCCCUGCCGCCCCCAGCCGCCCCCAGCCGCCCCCGCCGCACUCAUUAGCGCGCGUGCCGGCUCCGGCUGCAGCUGCCGGCUGCCAACGCUCGCCACAGCACGGCACAGAGCGCUGCGCUCACCGCCACAGGCGCAGCGACGCCACAGGUCACGUGAAGACCCUGCGCGGCGCCAAGACAAAGGAGCGGCGUGCAGCCAUCGCGGCCGUAAUUAAGGGCCACGGCGCAGCGGGAGGCGGCGGCGGCGGCGGCGGUGGCGGCGGCGGGGGCGGAGGCGGCGCGACUCUGCCUCCGCUGCGUUGUACCGCGCCGUACUGGGCUGGCUUCGCCUUUGCAGGCGUCAGCGGGUCUCAGCUGCCCAGGGGCUUCGCCGCUGACUUUCCACGUGAUACAUUUCUGCCUCGUUGCAGCAAUAGGCACUUCUACACGAAGGACCAGAAGUAUAAGCGGAAAAAAUUUACGUGUUCAGUAAACUGA